Messenger RNA from Amorphotheca resinae ATCC 22711, 1263 nucleotides. RefSeq lists its product as hypothetical. The coding region runs from base 295 to 1191 and encodes 298 amino acids. The transcript has a single exon. Lineage: Eukaryota; Fungi; Ascomycota; Leotiomycetes; Helotiales; Amorphothecaceae. The record is from RefSeq and is a predicted model, not a curated record.
GGUCACCAGCAACAAUCACCUGGUCAGCCGUUGCUUGUCCAGAACAUCCAGAAGUAGCAGCUCGGGGCCCGCGCAACGUCACCCUCCAAUCGCAUUCAAGCGAGACCUGCAGCUGCUCUCAGUGUUCCCGCGAUCACUCCCAGUUAGGCAAUUGGCUGCCCCAACCAAUAUCGCAGUCUUCUCAUAAGUUGUAUCAGUCGUCUCGUUGCUGGCCGGCGACAGAACCUCGCUCUACUACCCCUAAUCAUAUAGUCUGACGGCAGAACAUCGACGGCUUCUGACAAUCAAGCCACCAUGUCUACCUCACUCUCGCGCGCCUUUACGACAAAGCGCGCCGCAAGGUCGACUGAUAGCUUGCCCACAAUACCCAAGAGGAGCCUAACAACUAAGCAUUCUGGUACCAUCAGACAGCAGAAGAUCUCAGGCCCGGUAGAGCUUCUCUCUACGACAAAUAUGCUCUCCUACAACGCGCCGGAUAUAUUCCCACGAAGCAGGUCGUCAACUACUUCUAGUGCUGGCAGUAUGACCAUGGGUAGCAGUGCUUCUGAAGGUUCACCAUCCGUCAUUGCAACCCCCCUCACUACCCCAGAGGCAUCUUCGAUUGAGUCUUCGCCUAUUAUGCAACCUCCAGAUCUCAACCAUCUUUCCUGCUACUUUGGCGCAUCGGCUUCGGAAGAAGAAGCUCCCCAGAUCCCCAAAAGAGCUCCUUCACAUACCAAGAAAUUGUCAGAGAGGAUCGCGCGUAAACGUUCUCUCUCAAGGAUGGCCUCGCCCAAGAGCAGCAUCUCAACGAUCUCGUCUCCUCUAAGCGGGUUUUCAAGGUUAUCUUCGCCCAAAAACAGCAUCUCAACAAUCUCGUCCCCGAACAGUGCCCAGUCUCCCAAAAGCGCGAUCUCAAGGAUCUCCUCGCCGCAGAACAGCAUUUCGACGACUCGGUCAUCGAUGCAGAUGUUUAGCCCGAAUCCCGACAGUCUUGACCAUCCCUUUGGUAACGAACUUGCCCAAGUCUCCGAAUUGGCUGAGCAAUUCGGCAUGGGCAAAGAGAAGCUGGCUGUCCUUGACGAGGAAGAGCAGGAGCUGAUAUCUAUGGGGCUUUACAAGUUUGCCGCGGACGACUACAUGAACGAACUCCAGGGACUUUAUAUCACUGCGUUUGGUGACCUACCCCCAUCGACAACUGUAUGGAUAUAGGAUACAGUGGACUGGAUCCUCGUAUCCUUCUUUUCUACCACGGCAGCGUGGUAACACGCUGCAUUUUGUACA